CCGGUAUCGACGUUAAUAGCCCUUCACGUAAAGAGAAUAUAUUUGCUGGACUCUUUCCGGUUCACCCUAUCGAACUGCACCACGUCAAUGGAGAAUGUAAGCUUUGCAACAAACCCUUCCAAGCUGAGGAGCUUCUCGCCGGUCUCAAAUGCGAGCCAAACACACGUUCCAUCAGCGGUGUCUUCAAUCAUAUUGGGACAACUCAAGCUACAAAUAUAACCAGUGUCCAAUGUGGGACACUCCUGCUUAUGACAUGCCGGGAAACGCAGGUAUCUCUCCUGAAGUCUACAACGUUUAUGAUCUCCCAGACGAUGGUGAUGCCGCAGAUUGAGAGAAUAAUGAGCUCACUACGAUUGAACUUAGCACCAACUGGAAGGAAUACCACCGUCAGGAUAUUAGAGUAGUAAGUGUAGAGAUGUCUCAACUCAGAGAUCUAAGGAGAAAAAUGGAGAAGGAGAGGAUGGAGGAGUUUGCAGAGAAAAGAUUAAGCUACAAAUUUAUCGGAUACGCGAUCGGAUCCGAAAAGUUUGAGGUUCGGCAUAGUGUGAGAAGAAGGGCAACGGGCCAGGGCCUCUUUGAUUAUGAAGAGCCUGAAUCUCGUGAACCUACAGAAGCGAGCUCAGAUGUAGGGCGACAUAUAGUGACCUAGAUUAAAUAAGUCAAUGCUAAUUUUGAUUGAGGAUGAAAUCAACUCCGACGAUUCAGAUGAUGAUGAUUAUUUCUAGGGUCGAGGAGCGGAAAGCA
Hymenoscyphus albidus is the source of this 744-nucleotide messenger RNA. The record is from the annotation of a GenBank genome assembly. NCBI's taxonomy places the organism in Eukaryota, Fungi, Ascomycota, Leotiomycetes, Helotiales, Helotiaceae.